Solanum tuberosum (potato) is the source of this 1151-nucleotide messenger RNA. RefSeq lists its product as uncharacterized. The record is from RefSeq and is a predicted model, not a curated record. NCBI's taxonomy places the organism in Eukaryota, Viridiplantae, Streptophyta, Magnoliopsida, Solanales, Solanaceae. The transcript has 3 exons. The coding region runs from base 346 to 1149 and encodes 267 amino acids.
GCAACCUUAUUCAGAAGAUGUUAUUAAUGGAUUGCCUGAGUGGUGUCGGUCAGGACAAUCUGUCUGGAUGGCACAUGUGCCACUUAUUUAUGGAAUUUAUCGUGAGUGGCACAUGAUUGAUCGUGUUAUGAGACAGUUUGGUUAUUUACAACAUAUUCUUGGACCGUGGACCCAGUUUUUCGAACAUCAUUUUAAGCGUGAUAAACGAUCCAAAAUAAAACAAGAGGAUAUAGAUGUGUUUAACUACACACAAUAUUUAUGGGAACAACGUCAAAAUCGUAUUUUUCGACCUCCAUAUGUAAGUGAUCAAGCAGAUUACUUUCGUUGGUACAUGAGGCAUUCCGCAUGUUCAUUGGAAAUUCACAUGUUGUACAGAAAGGGUAUCAACACAUGGCAGGAAGACAUGAGGCAUUAGCUAGGGGUCAUGAAAUGCAGUAUCGUCGAGCUCGGAUGAUUGAAAAUGAUGAAAAUCAAUCUAAUGAAAUGAGACAAUAUGCGGAGGAAGUCGCUCGUAUUUCAAUGGAGUCAAUGAAUGCGACCUUCCAGGGAACGCGAUUGAGCUUUGCUCCUGAUUACGAUGAACCACCACCAGUACAAGUAUCUCGCCGAUCGCGACAAACAACACAUAGAGAUAGUGCACGUCGAGGUAGAAGGAGCGUUGGUGAAGGUCGUGGUCGAAAUCGUGCGGAGCAUCAUUUGAUUGAUGGAGAUAAUUUGGUUGAUAAUAACACACAUUUGGUGGUUACUCCCGAGCCUUAUUAUCCCACACUUGAUUUUUCUGCAGGCCCCUCUAACACUAAUACUAAUUUUUCAAGUCAAGAAACAGUUGGUUUUGUAACUCCACAUGUUUCGCUAUCUGGUUUUGCGCAAUUCAGCGGAUCUCAAUAUGGUAUUCAGCAUGGUAUGCGUGAAUUUCCAAUACAUAAUUCUCCAUUUGGUGGGAGGUUGAAUUUUUCAAAUGUAACCGUGUCCCAUGAUCCAAGGUUUAAUGCUGAAGCUUCACAACAUUCAAUUUUUGAUAGAGAAAAUCCACCUCGAAGAACAUCUAGGCUACACAAAUCAACUAGAUGUGGAACAGGUAGUCACUAUCAAAAUGAGAGAGAUUCUGAAAAUGAAGACGUAGAAGAAUCGGAAAACUCAGAAGAAUAAUU